AUGCAUAUGGAAGGCGAUGUGGUCCUGGGUGGGCUGUUUGAGAUCCACUUCUCAUCCGUUUUCUCUGAACUUUCCUUCACCUCAGAGCCAAAGCAACCAAGAUGCCAAGAGUAAGAUCCAGGCAGAAAACUGUGUUAAUUAUUCUACUCUUAUAAGAGUUGUAGAGAGAGGAGGGAACAUGUCUGAACUCUUACUAAGUCUGUCAUGAUCUUGGGUCAUUUUGAGGCUUUAAAAUACUCACUUUAUUGUAGAUAUUCUGCCAGUGUAGUCAAAUUAUCUGAGUUUUUUUAGAGAUGAUGUUUAAUAAACACAGAUCUGUCUUAUAUGUGUAUCUCUAUCUAGUUAUCAUAGUGAAAUAAUGUUGGGGUUUUUUGUCAUUAAUGAUGCCAUUCUGUGUCAGUUUUGAUAUUCUAGGAUUCAGACAUGCUCAUACCAUGGCUUUUGCUAUUAAUGAGAUCAACAGGAACCCCAAUCUGCUCUCCAACGUGACUCUGGGAUAUAGUCUGUAUGACAACUGUGGCACACUUGGAAAUGCAUUUCGUGCAUCUCUGUCACUGGCAAGCGGUCGAGAGGAGCAGUUUUUGUUUGAUGAGACCUGUGCAGGGUCUACCCCAGUCCUGGGGAUUGUGGGUGAUUCAUAUUCUACAUUUACAAUUGCAACCUCUGAUGUUAUCGGUUUGUACAGAUUGCCCAUUGUAAGUUUUUUCUCUUCAAUCCUUUUCAAAUUGCAACUGUUUGAGAUGUUAUGUGCUCUAUUUAUAUUACAUUGUAGAUUUGCCCAUGACACUGUUUUAUUUACAAACCUGUGAGAAAAUGACUUCAAUAUGUUCACACAUUUGUUUCUCACAGGUGAGUUACUUUGCCACAUGUCCUUGCCUGAGCAAUCGACAACGCUUCCCAUCUUUCUUUAGAACAAUCCCGAGUGAUACUUUCCAGGUAUACAAACGCAGCAAAAAAACAGCUAUAGCUCUUUUGACCUUCAUCCUGAAUAAAAUAGGUUAGAUCUUCUUGUGUGGAGGCUUUAUUUGUAUUCAGGCGAUCAAAGUUUGAUAAUACAAAAGAUAAACUUGUUUCUAUUAUACAUAUUUGUUGCAGAAUUUUUAUAUUUGUAAUUUUUUCCAAAUACAAAGGUGCGUGCUAUGAUCCAGAUUCUAAACCACUUCAGCUGGACUUGGGUGGGUCUUCUGGUCAGUGACGAUGACUAUGGGCUCCAUGCUGCCCGAUCCUUCCAGUCUGACUUGGCUCAGUCUAGAGGAGGCUGUCUGGCUUACACAGAGAUUUUGCCUUGGGCAAAUGACCAAACUGAACUUGAAAAGAUUGUAGACUUGAUAAAGAAGUCCACAGCCCGUGUGGUCAUUGUAUUUGCACAUGAGACUCACAUGAUUCACCUCAUGAGGGAGGUAAGAAAAAACUCCAAAACUACCUGCUGACUUUUGACAGUCAUAUUUAACAUUUAUUGUGAGUAUUAUAUAGGAUGGAGCUUUUUUUUCCUAGAUUUUAGGCCGACACCUCCCCCUCACACCAGCUUCAGGCAUUAAGAAUUACAAAAUUUAAAUUGUGAGUCUUGCCACUAAUAGUUUAGUGUUUUUGAAAAUCCUCAAAAAGACAUGAAUAAGGUUUUCAGUUUAUUUUAUGAAUGUAAAAUAUAAAAAAAAUUUCAUUGGAACUUUAAAGUUGAUUCAUUCUUUUGACUUUCUAAACUUGACCUGUAAACUCUUUAAUGUGAAUUUUGGAACGGACAGGUAGUCAAACAAAACGUGACUGGCCUGCAGUGGAUGGCAAGUGAAGCCUGGACAGCAUCUACUGUGCUCCACACCCCGCAAUUCAUGCCGUUCCUGGGUGGCACUCUGGGCAUUGCCAUCCGGCGAGGAGAAAUACCAGGACUUAAGGAAUUCCUCCUACAGAUACGUCCUGAUCAAAACUACGACAGCAGCUAUGGAAACAGCUUAGUAGGGCACCUUUUUCUUUACCUAAUUAAAUUUCCCAUCGAUUUUAUUAUUCGGAUUGUUUUCUUUCUUUCUUUCCUCAGGUGGUACAGUUUUGGGAGCACACAUUUCAGUGCAAAUUUACACCUCCUGCAGCAGGUUGGUUAGAGACUGAGGGAGUGCUGUGCACUGGGCAGGAAGACCUGCGAAGGGUGGGGACUGAGUUCUUAGAUGUUUCUAAUCUCAGGCCUGAGUACAAUGUUUACAAAGCUGUGUACGCUCUAGCGCAUGCCCUGAAUGACAUGCUGCACUGUUUGCCUGGGAGAGGGCCUUUCAGUGGGCAGAGUUGUGCAAGUUUGAAGAGACUAGAGCCAUGGCAGGUGUGAGAUCAUUUCACUGUUUUGAAAAGCUUCAUUCACUGAAGACUAUUUGCCAUCGUGAUCAUAUUCAAACUGCUGUACUUACAGUGUUUUAUCUCAUCCAUUCAGCUUUUACAUUAUUUACAAAAGGUCAACUUCACCACAUCAUUUGGAGAUCAAGUGUCCUUUGAUGAGAACGGUGAUGCCUUGCCUGUAUAUGAUAUCAUGAACUGGCUGUGGCUCCCUGAUGGAAGAACUAAAGUUCAAACUGUGGGUGAGGUGAAGAGGUCAGACUCAAACAGUGAAGAGCUGAAACUUGAUGAAGACAAAAUCUUCUGGAACUUUGCAUUGAAAGAGGUUAUUUUCUCUUAUUAGAAACAUUUUACUUUGUCCAUUGGAAAUCUUUACUGUCCGGUUAAAUAAAAGUGCUGAGUUUUCUCCCUGCAGCCACCUAAGUCAGUGUGCAGUGAGAGCUGCCCUCCAGGUACCCGUGUGGCAAGAAAGAAGGGGAAACCUCACUGCUGUUUUGACUGUAUACCAUGUUCUGAUGGAAAGAUCAGCAAUAAAACUGGUAGGUCUUUAUUUUAGUGACGAUUAUAGGGAACAAUCUAAGUAUUUAUGUUAGCAUACCCCUUUUUCUCCCAGACUCCAUGGAGUGCACCAGCUGUCCUGAGGACUUUUGGUCUAACAUCAGGCAUGACCACUGUGUUCCCAAGAAAACAGAGUUCCUCUUUUUUCAGGAGCCUUUGGGAAUCUGCCUGACAACCACAUCCCUGCUUGGCACAUUUCUUUGUACUUUUGUUUUGGGAAUCUUCACCUAUCACCGCAGCACACCCAUGGUACGGGCCAACAAUUCAGAGCUGAGCUUCCUGCUCCUGGUGGCACUAAAACUUUGUUUCCUCUGCUCACUGCUGUUUAUUGGUCGGCCCAGACUGUGGACAUGCCAGCUGAGACAUGCUGCGUUUGGGAUCAGCUUUGUUCUUUGUGUCUCAUGUAUUCUGGUCAAAACCAUGGUUGUCAUUGCUGUGUUCAAGGCCUCCAAACCAGGAGGUGGAGCUGUUCUCAAGUGGUUUGGUGCCAUGCAGCAGAGAGGAACAGUUCUGCUUCUUACUUCCAUCCAGGCAGUAAUCUGCAUUGCAUGGCUCGUCUUGUCUUCACCAGCUCCUCAUAAAAACACUCAAUAUCAUACUGACAAGAUAGUUUAUGAAUGCAUAGUUGGGUCCACUGUUGGCUUUGCAGUCUUACUCGGCUAUAUUGGCCUUUUAGCGACCCUCAGCUUCUUGUUAGCAUUUUUUGCAAGAAAUCUACCUGAUAACUUCAAUGAGGCCAAACUCAUCACUUUCAGCAUGCUGAUCUUCUGUGCUGUGUGGGUGGCCUUUGUUCCUGCUUAUGUCAACUCUCCAGGGAAAUAUGCCGAUGCUGUGGAGGUAUUUGCCAUCCUGGCCUCCAGUUUUGGUCUCUUGGUGGCACUGUUUGGACCUAAAUGUUACAUAAUCCUGCUGAGACCAGAGAGGAACACAAAGAAAGCAAUCAUGGGCCGAGGACAGUGA
This is a messenger RNA of Xyrichtys novacula (pearly razorfish), 3834 nucleotides long. The record is from the annotation of a GenBank genome assembly. Lineage: Eukaryota; Metazoa; Chordata; Actinopteri; Labriformes; Labridae.